AUGAUGCGACGUAUCAUUCAUUCCACCGCGUCAUCGCAGGCGACGCUUCAUUUCCCGGUGCCGUCCCGCAUGGGCGUUAUUCCUGCACCAUAUCGCUCCUCUGCCUUUUACACGGCACGGCGUACUUUUUUUGGCAUGCUACGUCCCAAAGCACGGCAGGUAAAGGUGGAGGAUGUCCUCUUCGACAAGCAAGCAACACACUACACAGGGACCAUUUUUGGCUUCUCCGCCGAUGCUGUGAUAUUUUAUGCCAAAACCGGUGCCACUGUAUGCGCCAUCAUUGUGAUUGUGGCAGUGUUCCUCAAGGGCUACGCCAUGCUUUCACGCUUUAGCCUGGCAACAGUGGCCCGUCUGGGAUUCAUGAGUGGCUUUUUAUGUAGUGCAGUGCUCUACACCGUCAUCAUUGCAGUAAUUCGCCGAUUUAGGAUCAACCCCAACGCCGUGUACAACCAAUCUAUCGCUCUUGUAAUGCGAAACGAAAAGGUUGUGCAACACCUCGGUUCGCACCCCCGCACGGGGGACUUCAAGGCCUAUUGCCAAAGCGGAGGCUUUCGUCUUCCACUCAUUCGUCGUAUUCGCAGCGGGUCCUAUGAACUAUCUGAUCUUUUAGGACUAAAGCAAAGAAAAUUGCAGAUGAUGUUUAUCUUGCGUAAUCCAGCGAACGGGAGAGAAGGCUUUGUUACAUGUGAUGUGCGCCGCGAAACGACUGGAUUUAUGAGCUCCACGAAUACAUUCAAAUCUUUGGCGGUGACGUUAACGGACUCCACUCGUACAUCGGCGCCACAGACUAUCGUGGUGAUUGGUCGGCCAGAGGACGUAGUAUACCGUGGCCUUAUGAAACUAUAG
Molecule: messenger RNA, 846 nt
Organism: Trypanosoma cruzi
Lineage: Eukaryota; Euglenozoa; Kinetoplastea; Trypanosomatida; Trypanosomatidae
Exons: 1
Coding region: 1-846 (281 amino acids)
Source: RefSeq, a predicted model, not a curated record